Glycine soja is the source of this 1391-nucleotide messenger RNA. Its product is annotated as nudix hydrolase 12, mitochondrial-like. Gene Ontology annotation, cellular component: cytoplasm; nucleus. NCBI's taxonomy places the organism in Eukaryota, Viridiplantae, Streptophyta, Magnoliopsida, Fabales, Fabaceae. Gene Ontology annotation, molecular function: pyrophosphatase activity. The record is from RefSeq and is a predicted model, not a curated record. Bases 361 to 1059 code for a protein of 232 amino acids. The transcript has 6 exons.
UGCACCCCGUGAAAGCUCUAUCCCUCUCUUUCUUUGUUUUCCGUGGAAACCAACCUAUCUUCCUUUGUUAUUUUCAUUCUGAUAAAACAAACAUAUUUUCUUCCACCUUUUUCCAUCUUUGCAAAGGGGAUAAAGGGUUGCUAGUUGCUACCAUUUAUGGUUUUAUUCCGCCAUUUGGAGGAACCUUAUGCUCUUAAAACAAAUAAAACCCAAAGGGUUCUCUUGAAAAACACCAGAACUUUCAUCUAAUCAAAACACGUGUUGGCCAAAAACAUCACCUUCUCUUUAUUAUCGCAUGCAAGAGCUUUUUUAGAUGCUCCUUUGUGUUCAAGAUUGAGAGAAAACAUAACCUGGAAACCUAUGUCGUCUGUGCCGGCACGAACAGGGCGACAAAGACAGCGUUAUGAGGACAAUUUGCGCCUUGUCUCUGGAUGUAUUCCCUAUAGAUGGACAAAGGACAACACAGAUCAAAUGGGGGAAACCCGGGAGAUAAUAGAAGUACUUAUGGUUUCUUCACCAAAACGUGAUGACCUUGUAUUCCCAAAGGGUGGAUGGGAGGAUGAUGAGACUGUUACAGAAGCUGCUUGCCGCGAGGCUUUAGAGGAAGCAGGAGUUAAAGGAAUACUAAGAGAAAUUCCACUAGGAAUAUGGGAGUUCAGAAGCAAAACCAGUCAAGACUUAUGUAGCGUGGAAGGAGGCUGCAGAGGAUACAUGUUUGCCUUGGAGGUGACUGAAGAACUUGAGACAUGGCCAGAGCAGAAAAACCACGCUCGCCAAUGGUUAAACAUAAAAGAUGCAUUCAAACUCAGCCGAUAUGACUGGAUGUGUAAUGCACUUGAGGCAUUUUUGAGAGUAAUGGCAGAAGACAGAAAGCCUGAGAACCAAGACCAGAAUGUGGAACUUGAACCCCCUUCAAUUGUAGAAGAUAUGCCAGAAUGCCAAAGUAUGUCACCUAACUGCUAUAAGAGAUCCUCUACUAUGCAGCACCAUGGUAUGCCUCCUAAAGCCAAUCUUCUGUCACGUGCUACUCGAGAAAUAGCCAUCCACUUUGGUUAUUGACAUUAUCAGGAGGACACUUUUGAAAUAUGCUUAUGUAAUGGAUCAACAUUGUGCAAUAACUCCUUAAAAUUGUGAAAGAAAAAACUAUGAAGUUAUUAUGGCUUGGAUGCACAAUCCAUCAACUUCAUUGUUGUAGGCUCUUUCUUUCUUUCUUUCCAAUGUGACCAUGAUGUAAAAUGUGGUGGUGAAAGUCUCAAGUGUAUAUGAUCUUAACAGUUGUUUGCUUCACCCCAAUGAAACUGAAGGCUUGUAAAAUAGCAUCAUUUGUGAAAACCGGUAGUGUCACAAAAGGGCAAAAGAUUAUGCUGCUUUUGACAACCUACAAUUCAUAA